AUGCACCAGCAGGCCUGGGGGGAGCAGUUGGACAUCACCUUCAACAGGCUUCAAGACCUUCUGGCCGCGUUGCCAACGCGCCCAAACCCCCAAGUCAGCCGUAAAGUCAGCCUGGGGGCGAGCCUGGGGACGACCCUGGGGACGACCGCUGCGCCGGCGCAGCCAACGGUGUUGUCCAACAGCGAUCCCAUCCCACGCCAUGUGGGCUUUGAUGGGAAGCUGGACAGCCAGGCAGACACUCAGUGUGACAACGCAAGUUGGCGUUCUACGGCUGAGAAGUGCGAGGUGGAGAAUGAGAUUGUGAACGACGGCUCCAACGACUCAUCCCAGAGUUCUGACCUGUCGACGGAUUCAGUCUACAAUUCUCUGACCACUCCUGGUGGGAACAUGGGACGUCAGACGACACCUUUCUCGCAUGCCUCGAUGAAAGAGUACGACAAGAAAAUUGGCUCUGCGAAGAACCAGGCGGACAGGAUCGUCGCGCACACUGCCUCCGUCCAGGACCACACCAUGAGCUUCAAGACCUUGCGGGGAUCCUUAGACUACUUCGCUGGAGCCCUCGUCCUCCUGAAUUCCUUCAUCAUGCUGGUGGAGUUCGAACUCUCUGGCCGGGAGCUAGGGCCGAUCUUCGGACUGGAAGGCCACGCAUAUUCGAGUGCAACGGAUUCCGCCUUUUUGGUCAUCGACGCGCUUUUCGUUCUCAUCUUCGUGUGCGAGUGGUCACUGAGGGUUUGGUUUGAGCGAUGGAUGUUCGUCAAGGACAUCGCAAAUCUCUUCGACACGGUCCUCGUGUUCUCCGGGGCUGUAGACCUCGCACUCAGCCUCUUCCUCGCCGACGCUGGUGGCGCCUCAAAGAGUAUCGUGGUGCUGCGGCUGAUGCGCGCCGUGAAGUCUCUGCGAGCAGUUCGCAUGGUGCGAAGCUUGCGCUUCUUCCAAGGGCUGCGCGUGCUUGUCAAAGCCUGCCAGUGUUUUCUGCCUUCGCUUUGCUGGGCGAUGGUCCUGCUGCUGAUCUUCAUGUCGAUGGGAGCUCUCAUGAUGGGAAACCUCCUGCAAGACUUCGUGGCGAACGAGGACAUGGAUUUCGAGGACCGGAAGUGGGUAUUCCAGCGCUAUGGAACCGCUUAUCGAGCGAUGUAUACUCUUUUUGAGAUUACAUUUGCUGGCAAUUGGCCCACCAGCGCAAGACCUGUGCUGGAGAAGGUUAGCCAGUUCUAUGUACUAUUUUUUGUCCCGUACAUCACUUUGGUGGUCUUCGCGGUCAUCCGAGUCAUAUCUGCCGUCUUCCUGAAAGACACCCUCGACGCUGCGCAGAACGAUGCGGAGCAACUUGUUGUGGACCGCCUGCGUAAGAAGGCACAGUACGUGGCCAAACUGGAAAGCAUAUUCCUGGCGAUCGACGACACAGGCGAUGGCAUCAUCUCGGAGGAGAGGCUGAAUGAUAUCCUGCAGAAUCCGAAGGUCGCAGCGUACCUUGAGACGCUUGAGUUGGACCUCCAUGAAGGUGUGGCAUUGUUCCACCUCCUAGACAACGGAGAUGGAGAGGUCACUCUGGACGAGUUCAUAGAUGGCAUCAUGCGUUGCAAAGGGCCCGCGAGGGCGAUCGAUCAGGUGGCGAUGCAUGCGGACAUCAAGGCUCUCGACCACAAGAUUGCAAAGUUGGCGCGCAAGCUCCGGGACAAGGAGGCCCCCGCGUCUGCAGUUGCAAGGGACUCCAGGGCUACUUCCCGCGAUUGUUUAGGGUUUAGGGGGUUUUGGGGGUUUAGGGGUUUAGGGUUUAGGGUUUGGGGUGUUUGGGGCUUUGGGGCAGUGUGUGCACGUAUGUUUGUCUUGGCUUGGAUUCAAUCUAUCGUUGAACCCUCAAUUUAA
This is a messenger RNA of Symbiodinium natans, 1866 nucleotides long. The record is from the annotation of a GenBank genome assembly. Lineage: Eukaryota; Dinophyceae; Suessiales; Symbiodiniaceae.